CAGCAUAGCAUCGGGUUUGAGGAUUUCUUUGAGCCAUGGGUCCUCGUCUUUGCCGCCACGCGAACGUUGCGUCACCAGUGAACACUCUCGAGGAGGUCCGACUUGAGGAGAUCUUCCAGCAGUUCGAGGAGCCACACACCAAUGUGAUGAAGGCCUCUCAUUUGGCCGAUGCCAUGCAGCUGGCUGAUAUGAACCCGGAGUGCUUCAAGGUGGAACAAAUCCUUGAAGGCAUUGGCAACCCACACGACUUCACCUUGCCAGAAUUCAAGCAGAGGAUGAAGGAGGUACAUGAUGCUCUCCGGUUUCUUCAACUCUUUGAUCCCCAGAAGACAGGUGUUCUACCGCGGAGGACCAUUGCCACGAUCCUGCAGCUCUGCCGCAGCAACUUCUCAGAGGAGCGCUUGGAGGAGAUGCUGAAAAAUGUGCCAUGCAAUCGUCAAGGAUUCGUAUACAGCUACAUGGUGCCAUUCCUCCUGCGGCCCGAGGCCGCAUAUGACUUGGAAGACCCAAAGUCUUUGGCCCAGUUCCUCAUUGAUGCCAACAUUCGCCUGGUGAGGGCUCCGUACCUCUACAAGUUGCUACGGUCAGAUCGCUGCAUGCCGCGAUGCCAGGAGGCGGAGCGCGAUUGCUGCGAGGUGAACGGAACGGAAGUCUCAGCCCUGGUAUCCCACCAGGAGGUGGCCGAAUGGGCUUUAGGCCGCAGGCAGGCCAUGAUUAUUUCCGUGUCUCAUGCGUGGGAGACUAGGGAGCACCCUGAUCCGUGCCGCUUUCAGUUGGAGCUUCUGGUGAACUGCGUGGCGCUAUGGGAUGCUGCCUACGUCGACGACAUUUGGAUCUUUUAUGAUUAUGUGUCUUUGUUUCAGUUCCAACGCGACACAGCUGAGCAAGAGACCAGUUUCCGGCGAGCGAUGGGCAACAUGCACAUGUUAUAUGCUCACCAGAGCACCCUGACUUUCCGCCUGGAAAGUCUCACACCUGAUGAGACAUGGACUGCUAGGAAGGAAGACUCCACUUACAAAGUGCCCGUGUACCAUUUGCCCAGUGGGUCGAUCGCCUGGAUUUCACUCAGAGACCUCUGGGAGAACCGUGUGCUCUACCUGAGCCGUGGCUGGUGCAUGGCCGAGAUCGAAUGGUCUGCGGCCCGGAAUAUCCCGGCCCAGAAUCUAGCCAUCGAUGGUGAGCCGGGCAUAAUGACAACUGCGAAGAAGGUGCCCACAGCGCCCGAAGUCUUUGAAGAGAGAAUGGCCACAUCGGCCUUUACACAUCGAAAUGACGCCACCAGCGUGGUUCGGCUUCAAAGGAAGAUCUUUCAUGAAAAGGUCACAUCAAGAAAUCACAUGAAGUUGCAGGACUUGACGCGAGCUGACAUGGUGGAGCUGGCGGCAUCUCUUCCCCACUUUCAGAACCUCAAGGUAUUGCAGAUCCACGGCUUCCGAGCAGGCGAAGGAGAGGCCAAUGCCUUCUGCGAGGCGCUCGGGUCGUUGCAGCUCCAGAAGUUGAGCCUGGCCUUUGCACCGAGGGCCACAGGACUAGCCAUGGCGGAGGCGCUCAACCAUUCCUGCUCAGUGUGGAGGUUCGCUUCGAUGACUGCCCUCGACUUCCGGUACUGCCACAUGGGCGAUCUUGGUGCCAAGGUGAUCGCGGAGGUGCUGAAGGGCAACACCACCAUCACCCACAUCGACCUGACGUCAAAUGGUAUCACUGACAAGGGUGUGCAGGUGUUGGCCCAGGCACUCAAGAACAACAAGACCCUGAGCGCCCUCAACCUUGCUCACAACAAAAUCAGUGAUGUGGCUGUGCAGGUGUUUCGAUUGCCGAAGCCAUUCGGGCGCGAGGCAUUGCAGGACAUAGAAGAAAGGAUCCUGACCAACAGGGCUGCAGAGGCUCUGGACCCUCCACCUGCAAAAAGCAAGGAAGACAAGGGUGAACGUGCAGAUGCAUUUCCCGGACGCCCACGCAUCCAGGCUUUGGCGGAUGCCUUGAAGCUCGGUGGCGACAUGACACAGAUUGAUCUCCAAAGGGAACUCCUUGGGAAUGAGGAAAUCAAGGUGCUGGCCGGGGCACUGCAGCUGAACCGGAAAGUCAGCCGCAUCGACCUUUCGUCCAGCCACCCCAAGAUCACCGACGCUGGUGCGAAGGCCAUCGCCCAGAUGUUGCUGCAGAACAAGACUAUUAUCACAAUCAACCUUGCAGGUAAUGCAAUUGGUCGUUUGGGUGUGGAGGCGCUGGCCGAGGCAGUUGAGCACAAUAACAUCGUUCGUGAGAUCAAUCUUGACCACAAUGGUGAUGUUGAAACUGAGGCCCUGCUGAAGCGGAUCCGAACACGUUGUGAGGAGAAUCAAAGAGCAAUUGCAAGAGUCAUGGUUGAGACACUUUUGGAAGACCUGAAGAGAGACAGCACCAAGAGGAAGAUUGAUCUUUCCCACUACUGCAUCGGGGAUGCUGAAGUCCAGGUUCUUUCGGAAGCACUGGCGGGCAACAAUAGCAUCACCCGUAUCUACCUGCAAGGCAAUCAAAUCACCGAUGUUGGACUGGAGGCGAUCUCGGCAGCGCUGCUGUUCAACCGGAGCAUCACCCACAUCAACCUGUCCAACAAUCAAAUUAAAGAUGCUGGGGCAAAGGCACUGGCGCAGGUGCUGAAGCAGAACCGCAGCAUGACCUACAUCAAUCUGAGCGGGAAUCACAUCGGCAUUGGUGGCAUGGAGGCUAUUGAGGCUCUGGCUGACGCCAUGCAGGAGAACGACACUCUCCUUGAGCUCUGCCUUCACGAGUCAUUUCGCGAAGAGUGCCAGGCAGAAAAGCGCAUCUGGGAACGUUGCUCAGCAAAUCAAGCCGCGCAGGCCAGAGCUCAAAGCAGUUGAAGCACCUCUGGAGCGUGUCAUGUGGACCUGAUGGGGAAUGAUGGGGAUGCCCACCAACACAACAGAUUGACGAGAUGGAUCGAGAUUGUCAUUCCUUUCUUCUGCAAUUCUGUGAAUCUUGGUUUCAAUCUGCAAGCAAUUGGAGGACGCAAGCUACUUGGCUACAAUGUCACUAGCAUUGAUUCCAUGAUUCCUUUGUCUUACCCCUAUUUGGACUUCAACGCGACAAGACUCUGUGUGCUUGGCGCAAACGAUCAUCAUGUGGGAUCUAAGCGGGCUUCCUUUUGUCUAUAGCUACAAAAUUAUCUUCCACCCAACAGUUCAAUAGAACUUCGUGAGGGUUUUGUUUGCUUGACUGGCUGGAGCCUGAGCGGCUGUGAUGCCAUUUGCGCAUCCUGACCUGUACAUAUUACGUAUGAUUAAUCUACAUAUGCAGUUUUCAUCCUGUUCACCCAGCGCGUGAGCAGGCGCGUGAGCAGCAGGCGCC
Molecule: messenger RNA, 3348 nt
Organism: Durusdinium trenchii
Lineage: Eukaryota; Dinophyceae; Suessiales; Symbiodiniaceae
Source: the annotation of a GenBank genome assembly